UCAGCUCUCUGGGCUCCAGGCGUCCUGCCUCCUAGCCCCUCACCCCUGCUCUAACCACUAGACCCCACUCCCCUGCCCGAGCCACAGAGCCAGCCCAGGUGUCCUGGUUCCUUUGUUUCAUGCUGGUCUCCGCUCCCACCCCCCAUUCCCCAUCCUCCUGGCCUGGCGUGGCAAGCCCCCAUGGUUUGCCAUGAGCCCCUAGGGCAUAUGCAGGGGGGGUGGGCAGACCAGGAAAGGGUGAGUCACAUCCGGGGGCAGCUGGGUGAAUUAAUCUUUAAGCGCUGAUAAAAGUCCAAGAGGAAACAAAUGGGUGAGGCAGCGUCAGUCGGAGACGGAGCCAUUCGGGGAAACCGAAUAGGAGCAGACGGGAGCGGCCGCCCCUGGCGCCCGGACCCGAAACCCACCUCAGCAAGGCUGGGAUCUCCUUCCCUCAUCACUGCUGGGAGCCAUGACUGCCCCGGACUCCUGGGUCCCCUUCCGGCUGGUCCUUCAGCUCAGCCUCUACCUGCUGGCCAUCAUGAUCCUCUCCACCUUCCUCCACCUAAGCAGCCGGUUCCCCUCCGCAUGGCAGAGGCUCCCCUCCCCGAACAUAAUGAAGGGGUCCCCAGCUACGUCCCCCACCACAACGCCCCCAACAGAGCGGGGCAUGUGGACUGUGAACUCCGCCGGGCGCCUGGGGAACCAGAUGGGGGAAUACGCCACCCUCUACGCCCUGGCCAAGAUGAAUGGGCACCAGGCCUACAUCCUCCCGGAGAUGCACCAGCAGCUGGCGCCGCUCUUCCGCAUCACCCUGCCCGUGGUCUCCAGCGACGUGGUCCAGAGCAUCCCGUGGAGGAACUACGAGCUCCAUGACUGGAUGUCGGAGGAGUACAGGCACAUCGAGGGGAAAUACGUCCGGCUGACGGGCUACCCCUGCUCCUGGACUUUCUACCACCACCUCCGGCAGGAGAUCCUCCAGGAAUUCUCCUUCCACAACCACGUCAAGGAGGAGGCCAACCGGUACCUGGCCGGGCUGCGCGGGCAGCGCCGGAACGUGACCUACGUGGGCGUCCACAUCCGGAGGGGGGAUUACGUCCAGGUGAUGGCUGAGCACUGGAAGGGGGUGGUGGCGGACAGGGCCUACCUGGAGAAGGCCAUGGGCUACUUCCGGGCCAAGUACCAGGGGAUCUACAUCCUGGACCGACGGUUCCGGGCGCUGGAUGAUUCAUGCACCCAGCUGACGUCCUUCCUAUACAGUUUCUGUCAGCAGAGCCGGCGCCAGCGUAUCAUCCAGCGCAACCGGACCGAGCGCCUCUCCGACCUGCUGGACUGGAAGUACCUGGGCCGGUAUUACAUGUCUGCCCGACACAUGGCGCUCGCCAAGGCCUUUCCCGACAACUUCACCUACGAGCCCCCGGAGGAGACAGCGGCCCAAGGAUUCCGCUACCCCCGCCCGGCCUCCGUGCCCCCUUCGCCCUCCAUCUCCCGCCACUCCAGCCCCCACCACAGCGAGACGGAGGAAGACGAUGAGCGGUACGAUGAGGAGGAGGAGGCGGAGAAGGAUCGGCGCAACAUCAAGCCCCCGGCCAUGACGGGCCCUGUCCCCGAGUGGCGCAAGCCGUCCAAGAAGGGCUCCAGUGAGGCCAGCACCUCCUCCAAUGCCUCCAACGCCUCCACCCCCACCAUGCCCUCCAGCCCCAGCGACCCCAGCAGCCCCAACAACUCUAUCAUCGAGGAGAGGAACUAGGGCAGGGGGUUCUAGACUGGUCUAGAACUAGGGAGUGCCCCCACCCCAGGCACAACGGUUAUAAGCAACCCCCUUGCCGUCCCUGUCCUCUGCUUCUGGCUCGCCCUCUCAGGAGCCCACUCUUCCCUUUUUUUGCUGGGUUCUAGAUUGCUCAUGCUAGGUUCUAGAUCAUUCAAAACCGGGUUCCCCCCAUGAGAUGGGUAUAAGCAUCCCCUUCUCACCGAGUGUCCUCUAGAAACCCUCCUCCCCUUUGGUGGUGAGGGUUGCUGGGUUCUAGAUCAUUCAAAACCAGGGGUGAUCCCUCCACGUGAGAUAAACAUCUCCCUCCUGCCUCCCGUCCUUUGCUUCUGGCUCUCCCUUGUGAUGGGUUUGUUCCGUGUUCUAGAUCAGUGGCAUGGGUGUUCUAGAGUCCAGUCUCCAAGGUGCUCCAGGACCCUAUGCACUAUAGGCUCUGGCCUGCCCCUCCAAACUGUCUAGAACAACCUCCCUGUUGUCUGCAGCACUCUGGAUUGUACUAGUGUUUGCAGCUGCCAAUGUUCAGGAGAGAUGGGGGGCUCUCAAAUGGUUUGGGUUAGGAGCAAGGUCAGGUGUGGUCUAGAGAGAGGCCUGGUCUGGAACAGGGCCUGGCUUCAAUGUGUGGGGUUGGUCUGGAUCCUUCUAUAAGACUUCUCACUCAAGGAUGCAGGGCAGCCCUGGAUUAUCAUGUUUGGGGAUCUAGAUUGUUCUAGAAUCCUGUGUAUUAAAAUGGGGGUUGAGGAUGUAGGGUACCUGUAUUGGAUUCUGGAAUGCAGCAUUGGGUGAUAUUGGGGGUUCUGGACCAGUCUAGAAUGGGACCUGCUAUAGGGUUUUGAUUGGAUUGUUCUGGAGUGAUGUGACAUAGCAGGGUGCUGGAGCUGUUUAGAAGGAGGGGCAGUCUAGAAUGACCCUGCUACCGAGUCUGGAGCGUUCUGGAUCCCUCUAGAACUCAGUGCAAUGAAGGGGUUGGGGCCAUAUGUAGAAGUCCACAUUGUCAUGGUCUAGACCAGUCCAGAACAUUGCACGGUCAAGAGAUGUUGAAGGGUGUUGGGUGUUCUGGAGGGGACAUCUCUGGGAAGGGGGAAGCACUGGCGGGCACUGUGAACAAAGGGAGAUGAGUCGGUUCCUGACUUCUGGAAUGCAGCUCCACCUAGAUCAUUCUA
Trachemys scripta elegans is the source of this 2904-nucleotide messenger RNA. RefSeq names its product galactoside 2-alpha-L-fucosyltransferase 2-like. Gene Ontology annotation, molecular function: galactoside 2-alpha-L-fucosyltransferase activity. NCBI's taxonomy places the organism in Eukaryota, Metazoa, Chordata, Testudines, Emydidae. The transcript is spliced from 5 exons. Gene Ontology annotation, cellular component: membrane. Bases 449 to 1726 code for a protein of 425 amino acids. Gene Ontology annotation, biological process: carbohydrate metabolic process. The record is from RefSeq and is a predicted model, not a curated record.